This is a messenger RNA of Centropristis striata (black sea bass), 1413 nucleotides long. RefSeq names its product aldolase b, fructose-bisphosphate (gene aldob). The transcript has 9 exons. Gene Ontology annotation, cellular component: cytosol. The coding region runs from base 160 to 1251 and encodes 363 amino acids. Lineage: Eukaryota; Metazoa; Chordata; Actinopteri; Perciformes; Serranidae. The record is from RefSeq and is a predicted model, not a curated record. Gene Ontology annotation, biological process: glycolytic process; fructose 1,6-bisphosphate metabolic process. Gene Ontology annotation, molecular function: fructose-1-phosphate aldolase activity; fructose-bisphosphate aldolase activity.
CCCCGCCACAUCACGGACGCCUCCUCCGCAGCUCCAAACAGGCAUAAAUACAGCUCUUUACCCGAUUUUCGUCCUUCUCAAUCAGUUCAGUUACUGCUUGGAGGCUAUACAGUCCGUCUGCCACUUCUGCUGCCGUCGCUGUUUGACUCAACUCUGAAAAUGACUCAUCAGUUCCCGUCCCUCUCUCCGGAGCAGAAGAAGGAGCUCUCUGACAUUGCUCAGAGGAUUGUGGCUCCAGGAAAGGGAAUCCUGGCUGCAGAUGAAUCCACAGGGACCAUGGGAAAGCGUCUCCAGAAAAUCAACGUGGAGAACAUUGAGGAGAACCGUCGUUACUUCCGUGACCUCCUCUUCUCCUGCGACACAAUGUCCAACUGCAUUGGUGGGGUCAUCUUCUUCCACGAGACGCUCUACCAGAAAGCAGACAGCGGCAAGCUCUUCCCCCAAGUCAUCAAGGAUAAGGGCAUUGUUGUCGGCAUCAAGGUGGACAAAGGCACAGCUGGUCUUAAUGGAACAGAUGGAGAAACCACCACACAAGGUCUUGAUGGCCUCUCAGAGCGCUGUGCCCAGUAUAAGAAGGACGGAUGUGACUUUGCCAAGUGGAGGUGUGUGCUCAAGAUCUCAGAUGGCUGCCCCUCAGCUCUCGCCAUUGCAGAGAACGCCAAUGUCCUCGCCAGAUAUGCCAGUAUCUGCCAACAGAAUGGCCUGGUGCCCAUUGUGGAGCCAGAAAUCCUUCCUGACGGAGACCAUGACCUGCAGCGCUGCCAGUACGUCACAGAAAAGGUUCUGGCUGCUGUGUACAAGGCUCUGUCCGAUCACCACGUGUACCUGGAGGGCACUCUGUUGAAGCCCAACAUGGUCACUGCUGGACACUCCUGCACCAAGAAGUUCACUCCUCAGGAGGUUGCUAUGGCCACAGUGACCGCUCUGAGGCGCACUGUCCCCGCUUCUGUGCCUGGCAUCUGCUUCCUGUCUGGAGGCCAGAGUGAAGAGGAGGCCUCCCUCAACCUGAAUGCAAUCAACCAGGUGCCCCUCCAUCGCCCCUGGAAGCUGACCUUCUCUUACGGCCGUGCACUCCAGGCCUCUGCUCUUGCAGCCUGGCAGGGCAAAACUGCCAACAAGGCAGCUGCACAGGAAGCUUUCUGCACAAGGGCCAAGAUUAAUGGCCUUGCUGCCAAAGGCGAGUACAAGCCCUCCGGCUCAGCUGACCAGUCCUCCAUGCAGUCUCUGUACACAGCAAGCUACGUCUAUUAAAUACUUUUAACGGUAAAUAAUAAAAAUGCACAUGGACCAAAAAUGCCUCUCCUGGAUUUUCCUCUUCUCCAGACCACCAACACCAGGGGAGGACUUCAAUUAUGUUAAACUACUGUUUGUCUACUCAGCGACAUUAUUUGGAAAUAAAUUAAGUGACCAAAA